This is a messenger RNA of Cokeromyces recurvatus, 1023 nucleotides long. RefSeq lists its product as uncharacterized. NCBI's taxonomy places the organism in Eukaryota, Fungi, Mucoromycota, Mucoromycetes, Mucorales, Mucoraceae. Gene Ontology annotation, cellular component: nucleus; cyclin-dependent protein kinase holoenzyme complex. The transcript has 2 exons. Gene Ontology annotation, molecular function: protein kinase binding; cyclin-dependent protein serine/threonine kinase regulator activity. Gene Ontology annotation, biological process: regulation of cyclin-dependent protein serine/threonine kinase activity. Bases 31 to 798 code for a protein of 255 amino acids. The record is from RefSeq and is a predicted model, not a curated record.
UAGUUUUUUUCCCCUUUUGCUUUUAUCUUCAUGUCUACUAAUUUCAAUAAUUUUAUUCUUCCUUCAAUUAACAAUAAUGGAAAUUGUUUAGAAAAUUAUUAUCGUUAUUUAGUAGGCAUGUCGAUAAAUCAGCCCUUAUCUCUUGUAAAUACUAUUAUUCAACAAAAUGAUAUGAAUCAAUAUCAAAAGCUUUAUGUAGAUACAUUAGUUGAUAUUACGACACUUACAAUUCGUAUGUCUUGGCCAAUGGAAUUAUCCAGUACAAAAGAAGGACAGCCAGUUGUGAAUACACAUGUCUUUGUUCGCCAUUUAUUAAAAAGAUCUCGUGCCACCCGUUCUACCCUUCAAUUAGCCAUCUUUUAUCUCUUUCGAAUUCGUCCUUAUAUUGCUAAACGUAGUCAAUUGGAUCCUAUUGUGAAAUGUGGACGACGUAUGUUUCUUGCUGCUCUGAUUUGUGCUCAUAAAUAUUUGUACGACAAUACUUUUACAAAUGCGAGUUGGGCCAAAAUUAGUAAAUUACCUGUCAAAGAAAUCAAUGCUGCAGAAAGAUCUAUAUUAGAGAUGUUAGAUUAUCGUUUAUAUGUCUCUACUGAACUUUAUCAAAAAUUUGAAUCUCAAUUAAGAGAGGCAAUGCCAUCUGCUACUACUACUACCAAUAAUAAGAAACGAUCAUUUAAUCAUGACUCUGAUGAAAGACAAGAACCAGUGAUUAUUAAGAAGCAAAAACAGCCCUCCUCCCAUAUUAACAUCACUCAUGGCAUCCCUACACCUGAAGAUGAUAAAGUUGACUUUUAUUAAUUUAUUUAAAUUAUCCAACAAAAAAAUACCCCUCUCUCUCUCUCUUUUUUUUUCUUCCUUUACUAUGUAUGUACAUUUAUGUUCAAUGUAAACAAACAAACAAAAAGUAUCACGUAGUAUAUAACCCAUAUUUUGUUUACUUUGUAAUAUUACCAAUAAUAAAGAAAUAUGUAAUCAUUCUUAUUAUUAUAAUAAGAGAGUGGGCUUUAUUACUGCUUACAUAAA